This is a messenger RNA of Necator americanus (New World hookworm), 4515 nucleotides long. RefSeq lists its product as uncharacterized. Gene Ontology annotation, biological process: positive regulation of synaptic transmission, cholinergic; transmembrane transport; monoatomic ion transport. The transcript is spliced from 37 exons. The record is from RefSeq and is a predicted model, not a curated record. Gene Ontology annotation, molecular function: monoatomic cation channel activity. The coding region runs from base 1 to 4515 and encodes 1504 amino acids. NCBI's taxonomy places the organism in Eukaryota, Metazoa, Nematoda, Chromadorea, Rhabditida, Ancylostomatidae. Gene Ontology annotation, cellular component: plasma membrane.
AUGCUUGAAGUCUCGUUUGAACUGCCUAUCGACGUCGAAUCACCCGAGCAGCUCAGGUCAACAUUGUUCGGCAUUGCAUUUGCAGUUCAGCGUAACGAAACGGAGCUCGUACGUGCUCAGAGCAUAUACCGUAAUGAAUUAUUGGAUUUAGCACAAGCAGGUCCACCGCGAACUAUUAUAGUGGCCAAGGCGGCGGUGCUGCCUUCGGCGAUGUUGGCAAGAAAAAACUCAUCCGGACGCCCUGGAGUGUCGCCAUUUGGUGGACGAGAAAGCAUAGCGGUGAUAUCGGAUUUUCUAUCGACACAACAGAAGAAGAUUACUCAACCGAGGCACAACACAGGUGUAUUGAUGGGAAAGUUCUGGAUAUGGCCGUCCGCAGUGAACCACGUGCCAUCGACGCGUGAUGAUUAUGUUGAAAGUGAGCGUUUGGAGUUCGCGUUGAAGAUCGCCUGUUGUAUUUCAUUGGUCACCGUCUGUGUACAUACACCGAAAACGUUCGAAUUAUGGUGGCCACUUACGUACAUCGUUCUUUGUUUGGAUCUAAUAUCGGUAUUGAUUCUUACUUCGGAAGUGAUCCUACGAUUACAUCAUGAAGGAAUAUCGGCAGCAAAUUCAUCCUAUCUACACAAUCGAUGGGUGCAGUUUGAUCUGUUCAUGUUCGUAUCACAUUGGAUGUCAUGGUUGUUGCAUUUCUAUCAAUUGCUAUUAACGAAAUUUUCUGUGACCACAUUCCCAUACGAGGAUUGGUUCGGUGUCGUACGAUCCGUGCGACCGUUUAUCAUCAUUCGUCUUAUUCGACUUGUUAUCAAGUUCAAGCUACCGAAAGCUCGAAUCGAACAGCUGCUUAAGAGAUCCAGCCAACAGGUCCAGAAUGUCACGGUGUUCUUUGUGUUCUUCAUGGCAUUAUAUGCAAUUCUAGGUAUACAGCUAUUCGGAAGAAUGGAUUACCAUUGCGUAUUACCUGGUACUGAUCCAAAUAAUGUCACCAUAGCAGAUCUGGCGAUUCCUGAUACGAUGUGUUCUCUUAAGGGCGGUGGAGGAUACGAAUGUCCUGGUGAGAUGGUUUGUAUGCGCCUUAAUCUAAACGCGAAAGCUGAAGGUUUUUACGGGAUGUUCAAUGAUUUUGGAGCCAGUGUGUUCACCGUGUACCUGGCAGCAUCCGAAGAAGGAUGGGUAUACGUGCUCUACGAUUGUAUGGAUUCACUUCCUUCACAUCUUGCUUUCAUUUAUUUCCUAACGCUCAUUUUCUUUCUUGCCUGGUUAGUCAAAAAUGUGUUCAUUGCUGUAAUAACAGAGACAUUUGCGGAAAUUCGAGUCCAAUUCAGUGAAAUGUGGCAGAAAAAAGAUGUGACAUUGGAUGAGGAGUUUCGUCAGAAGCUGGAAAAAAAUGAGGAUGGUUGGCGGCUCAUCAGGCUGGACGCGGAUAUAAAUCUUAUCGGACCGAAGUAUAAACUGCAAAGGUUCUUACGUACGAUGGUCUUCCAAUGCUUCGUUAUCGUCUUUGUGCUGCUAAAUGCAAUCAUUAAUGCGUCUUUCGUCUAUCGACAUGACAACAGCGACAAACUUAGGAAACAAUACUAUUAUUUUAUUGAAGUCGGCUUCACGGUACUAUUCAACCUGGAAUGCCUAAUAAAAAUCUCCUGCUAUGGAUUCAGAAAUUUUAUGCGAAGGGGAAUAUUUAAAUUUGAAAUGAUACUAUGUAUAGGCAGUUCUCUGAAUGCUAUCAAAUAUUUUUACGAUAGGAACUAUUUCACUUAUUUCCAAGCAUUUCGACUUCUUCGUUUGAUUAAGGCUUCACCAAUUCUCGAGGAUUUUGUGUGGAAGAUAUUCAGUCCAGGAAAGAAACUCGGCGGUCUAGUGAUUUUCACGAUCACCUUCGUUAUAAUCGCUUCUGCGAUUUCGUUGCAGUUGUUUUAUGCUGUGCCUGACCUUGAUCACUUCCAUACGUUUCCUCAGGCAUUUAUGUCUAUGUUCCAAAUUAUUACGCAAGAGGGAUGGACUGAUUUUGUUGUGGAAGUACUUCGAGCUACUGAUGACAAGCUUGUUCCUUUUGUAGCCGUAUAUUUCGUGGCAUAUCACCUUUUCGUAACAUUGAUUGUCCUAAGUCUCUUUGUUGCGGUAAUUCUCGACAAUUUGGAAAUGGAUGAGGAGUUGAAAAAAGUAAAGCAGCUAAGAGCAAGAGAAGCGACAACCUCAAUGCGGUCAACAUUACCGUGGCGGCUGAGAGUUUUCGAGAAAUUCCCCACCAGACCGCAAAUGGCUGCAAUGAGAAGAGUCGACUCAGAGUUCCCAAUGCCGAAAGUUCGUGAUAGUUUUGCACACCAAUUCGCACUUGAAGGAGUAGACAGCGAAACAUACGAUCAAGGAGAAGAGCGUUCGAAGAUCGUCCUACGACAUGCCACAUCGAAACGAUUCUGCCAGGAUGAACCGCAUUUCCGUCAUAUCGGCAGUAUUUCGUUGAGGACAAGCAUUGCAAAUUUGUUGGAAAUAUCUGAUCGUACUCGCCAGUCUGUGAUCAACUCACUCAACUUCUUACCUCAUUUUUCUCGUUCUUCUGGAAGUCUCCAUCCGAGGAAGGACGCACUUCCUAAAUCACGUACAAUGACUGGUAAAUUUUUACAAACGGCGAUGCGUACAAAACAGUUACUGUACAACGAGAACGGUGAUCUUUCACGCCCAUCCGAUUCGGCGCCGAAAAAAGAUCUGAAGCAGGGUGAAAUCGACAUACGAGCGCUACAGCAGAAGCGACAUCUUGCCGAAAUUACGAGGACACGCAUCGAAGAGGAUAUGAGAGAAAAUCACCCGUUUUUUGAUCGACCACUUUUUCUGGUUGGAAGAGCUUCUCGUCUGAGAGAAUUCUGCAAAAAGGUGGUUCAUUCGAGAUACUACUCUGAAGACGAUGGAUCAAAUGGUGGAUCAAAAACAAAGCGCCGUUUUAAGGAGAUUCGGACCCUCGUCGGUAUUAUGCCUUAUUUGGAUUGGGGUAUGGUGACGAUAACGGUGAUUUCGUGUAUUUCUAUGUUGUUCGAAAGUCCAUGGCCGACCUCUGGUGAGAACCUUGUAAUGAACAACCUUUACCUACAGAUUGGUGACUACGUAUUCGUUCUUACGAUGACCUUCGAGUUGCUGGUGAAAAUAGUGGGGAACGGGCUGUUUUUCACUCCGAAAGCAGUUGUCAGCGAUGUUGGCGGUGUUAUGACGAUGUUUAUAUAUUUCACCAGUCUCUCUUUUCUCGUCUGGAUGCCUCGUCAUGUGGAAAUAAACUCCUUCGCUCAACUGUUAAUGAUCUUUCGAGCAAUGCGGCCUCUCCGGAUCUACACGCUUGUUCCUCACAUCAGAAGAGUUGUACUGGAAUUUUUUAGAGGAUUUAAAGAAAUUCUUCUGGUCACAAUUCUUAUGGUUGUUGUUAUGUUUAUAUUUGCAAGUUUUGGUGUACAAAUAGUUGGAGGAAAAUUAGCCGCAUGUAACGAUCCUACAAUUAUAUCCAGGGAAAAUUGUACAGGAAUUUUUUGGCAAAAAAUUUUUGUUACACGUUUGGAAGUGUAUGGAAAGGAUGAUGAGGAACUGCAUCCAAAGAUUCUUGUACCGCGUGUUUGGACGAAUCCAAGAAACUUCAAUUUUGAUCAUGUUGGCAAUGCUAUGUUAGCACUUUUCGAGACCUUGUCCUAUAAAGGAUGGAACGUUAUCCGAGAUAUCCUUUGGAGCAGACAAGGACCAUGGGCAGUUGUAUUCAUCCAUAUCUACGUGUUCAUUGGAUGCAUGAUUGGUCUAACCUUGUUUGUUGGAGUCGUGAUAGCAAACUACACCGAGAAUCGAGGUACCGCUUUGCUAACCGUGGAUCAAAGAAGAUGGCAUGAUCUGAAAGCUCGCCUAAAGAUGGCACAACCUCUACACGUCCCACCGAAGCCAUCGGAAUCAGCUCGGCUAAGGACGUUAUUCUACGAACUUACGCUUAGCAGACGUUUCAGCCAGAUCUUUGCAUUCCUUGUGCUUCUCAAUUCCGCAUGUUUGGUUGUUCCUUGGAACGUUGAGGAGGAGGGAGAACGGAGUACAGUACUCCUGUCUGUUACCAUUCUUAGCGCACUUAUUAACAUUCUCUUUGCAGUCGAGAUAGUUCUAAAGAUCCUUGCUUUCACACUCUCAGGAUUCUGGCAAUCGCGUCGGAAUCGAAUUGAUCUGCUCAUCACUGUUUUCGGUCUAUUCUGGAUUUUCAUGCACUUUUUCGUCGCCCUUCCAUCUACUUCAUUUAAACCAGCACAACAAGCAAAACUGAAGAAAUACACAUACACAUUUGGAUAUCUAAUCGUGAUUUUGCGCUUCUUCACCAUUGCAAGUCGAAACUCAACGCUGAAGAUGCUGAUGUUGACAGUUUUCAUGGGGAUGUUCCGCUCUUUCUUCAUUAUUACUGCCAUGUUCUUGCUCGUACUUUUUUAUGCAUACACUGGUGUUAUUCUCUUCGGAAUGGUUAAAUAUGGUCAAGCAGUUAGCAAAGUAAUUUAUGCUCAUUUCAUCUGA